Messenger RNA from Notechis scutatus (mainland tiger snake), 1356 nucleotides. It is a transcript of the gene EVX2, whose product is annotated as even-skipped homeobox 2. Gene Ontology annotation, biological process: regulation of transcription by RNA polymerase II. Gene Ontology annotation, cellular component: nucleus. The record is from RefSeq and is a predicted model, not a curated record. Gene Ontology annotation, molecular function: DNA-binding transcription factor activity, RNA polymerase II-specific; RNA polymerase II cis-regulatory region sequence-specific DNA binding. NCBI's taxonomy places the organism in Eukaryota, Metazoa, Chordata, Lepidosauria, Squamata, Elapidae.
AUGAUGGAAAGAAUAAGAAAAGAGAUGAUUUUGAUGGAAAGGGGGCUGCACAGCCCCACGGCUGGCAAAAGGCUGGCGAACCUGACCGAGGCGGCUGGGAACGCGGUCCUGGAGGCCCUGGAAAACUCGCCCCACGGCGGCCGGCUCAGCCCGAGACUAACUUCCGCUUCUGUGCACAGCUCCAUCGGGGAUCACCCCGCCGCCAAAGGCAAAUUCGAGAUCGACGCUUUAUUCAGCCUUCAGCACCAGAACAGCGAAAGCGCCGGAGCUGCAGACCUGCCUCCCACCGAAAGCCGGAAGAAAAUGAGCCAUUACUCAGAAGUGGCGGCAGAGGUAGACAUGAACAGCGACGUGGAGGUAGGCUGCUCCGCGCUCCGCUCGCCCACCAGCCUGGCCUCCUCCCUGAAGGAAAGCAAUAACAAAGGCUAUUCGGAGAACAGUUCGACUCCCAGCACCACCAACUCUUCCUCAGGAUCCACACUGGGCAACUUGCACAGCGGAAGCAGCCUGAGCACUUCCAGCUCCGGGGCCGAUCAAGUGAGGAGAUACCGCACCGCUUUCACCCGGGAGCAAAUCGCCCGGUUGGAAAAGGAAUUCUACCGCGAGAACUAUGUUUCCCGGCCUAGACGGUGUGAGCUGGCCGCGGCGCUCAAUCUCCCCGAGACCACCAUAAAGGUGUGGUUCCAGAACCGGCGCAUGAAGGACAAGCGGCAGAGGCUGGCCAUGUCCUGGCCCCACCCGGCGGACCCCAGCUUCUACACCUACAUGAUGACCCACGCGGCAGCCACGGGGAGCCUGCCUUACCCUUUCCAUUCCCACGUGCCCCUCCACUACUACCCGCACGUCGGGGUGACGGCGGCGGCAGCGGCGGCGGCGGCGGCCUCCGGAGCGGCCGCUUCGCCCUUCGCCACCUCCAUCCGCCCGCUGGACACUUUCCGAGCCCUCUCGCACCCGUAUUCCCGGCCGGAGCUGCUGUGCAGCUUCAGGCACCCGGGCCUCUACCAGUCGCCCGCCGCCGCCGCCGCCGCGGGGCUCAACAGCAGCGCGGCGGCAUCCGCAGCGGCGGCGGCGGCAGCGGCGGCAGCGGCGGCGGCCGCCUCCUCGGCUCCUCCCACCGGCUCCGCCCCUUGCUCCUGCCUCAGUUGCCACAGCAGCCAAUCAGCGGCGGCGGCGGCGGCGGCGGCCGCUCUGGGCUCGCGCUCCUCCAGCUCGGAUUUCCCCUGCAGCGCGGCGGGAGCAGCGGCGGCCGCUUCGCAGCGCUCGGAGAGCAGCUUCCUGCCUUACUCGGCGGCCGUGCUCAGCAAGACCGCCGUCCCUUCCCCGGACCAGCGGGAGGAAGCUCCCUUGACCAGAUAA